Molecule: messenger RNA, 2869 nt
Organism: Dioscorea cayenensis subsp. rotundata (Guinea yam)
Lineage: Eukaryota; Viridiplantae; Streptophyta; Magnoliopsida; Dioscoreales; Dioscoreaceae
Product: protein FAR1-RELATED SEQUENCE 5-like
Exons: 4
Coding region: 244-2328 (694 amino acids)
Biological process (GO): regulation of DNA-templated transcription
Molecular function (GO): zinc ion binding
Source: RefSeq, a predicted model, not a curated record
AUAAGGUUUCAGGGAGCCGCCGAUGCCUCGUACCUUUCUGAUCACCUCCCGGUGAUCUUAUUCCCCUUUCCUUUUCCUACCUCCCUGGUCCGGUCACCGCCGGUGAGCUUAGGCCUACCGGAUCUCCGCCUCCUCUUCCCUCUCUCCCGCAAAAUUAGGGUUUCGAUUCCCCUUCACUAUUCUUCGAUUCCUCCAACUUUGCUUUUCGAUCCUUCACCGAUUCACAGGGUGGCUCUGAAUUCGAUGUUCAUGGAGGGUGCGAGAGCGGAAGGCGAUGAGCUUAUAGCAGAUUAUGUUGAGUGUCUCAUGUCAUUAGAUACCAAUACUCGCCCGGGAGAGACUGAUCAACAAGUUAUCGGAAACUCAGGCCAAGAAUCAACUAGUAUUUCUGCUCAAACAAUUGAACAUACCGAAGCAAAAGAUCUUGUCACUGCCAUUGUAGGAGAUGUUAAGCAAGAACCAUACUUGGGCAUGGAGUUUGACUCUGAUGAGGCUGCGAAGACAUUUUACAAUGACUAUGCAAGACGUUUGGGGUUUCCAUUCCGUGUUGGAAGGUCACGGCGAUCAAAAGGUGUCCAAGAGGUUCUGAUUAUGAAAAGAUUCGUGUGCUCAAAAGAAGGUGUGUAUCGAAAGAAGCCAACCAAUGAAGGCACAAGGAAGCGUGAGCGGAUAUCGAUGAGGGAAGGUUGCAAGGCAAUGAUGGAGGUCAUUCGAGAUUCUAACCGAUGGGUUGUUACAAAGCUUGAGAAGGCGCAUAACCAUCACCUUGGGACUUGUAGUAGAGUAGGUUACCUUCGUGCAAGGGGUUUCAUCGACACUGCUGAGAAGAUUAGCAUAGUGGCAUCUGAUGCAAUGUCACUACUCCGGCAGAAUGCCUUCGGGGAAGGAGGAGAUGCUCAGGGCCUUCUGGAUUAUUUUAAGAAAAUGCAAGCACAGAGUUCGGCAUUCUUUUAUGCUAUACAAGUUGACAAUAAUAGCUGUCUAACCAAUGCUUUUUGGGCUGACUCCAGGGCAAGAAGUGCAUACAGCUACUUUGGUGACACCGUCACGUUUGAUACAACAUAUAAAAAGAAUAAGUACAUGAUGCCCUUUGUUACAUUCUCAGGAGUGAACCAUCAUCUGCAGCCUGUUAUCUUUGGAUGUGCUUUACUCAUAGAUGAGACGGAAUUCUCAUUUAUCUGGUUAUUUGAAACGUGGCUUGCUGCAAUGGGUGGGCGUCCUCCUCCGGUUUCCUUGGUUACAGACCAAAAUAGAGCAAUGGCGGCAGCAAUUGCAAAAGUUUUCCCAAACACUUGUCAUAGAUUUUGCAAGUGGCUCAUUUUAAGUAGAAGUAAACAGAAGUUAGCACAUGUAUAUUCAGCACACCCUACUUUGAGAGCAGAGCUGGAGAAAUGUGUCAUUGAGUCUGAAACUGUAAGGUGUUUUGAGACUAGUUGGGUAUCAAUCCUUGAUAAGUAUGACUUGCGGAAAAACACAUGGUUGCAAGCACUGUUCAAUAUCCGUCAAAGAUGGAUUCCACUUUACAUGAAAGAUACAUUCUUCGCAGAGAUGUCUCCGACACAAAAGUUAGAAACCAUGAAUGAGUUUUACAAGAAGUAUUUCAAUACCAAAACCUCGUUGAAAGUGUUUCUAACGCAGUUUGACUUGUCCAUGGAGAAUCGAUAUGAUGAAGAACUCCAAGCUGACUCUUUCACAUUAUGUACCAAACCACUUCUGAAGACCGCAUCACCCAUAGAAAAACAAGCAGCAGAAACUUACACAAGAAUGGUCUUUGAGAAAUUUCAGGAGGAAUUCGUCGAAUCUUUAGGAUAUAGUGUUUACAAAAUCAAGGAUGGGACAAUCAGCAAGUUUACUGUCGCUAGAGAUGAAGAUGCUCUUGAAUCAUUCAUUGUCACUUACGAUACUGCUAAAGGGACAGCCAGCUGUAGCUGUAAACACUUCGAAUUUUCAGGUAUCUUGUGCAGGCAUGUUUUAGGAGUCUUCUUGAUGGUUGAUCUUCACAUGCUUCCAGAAGAAUACUUCUUGAAGCGUUGGACAAGGAAUGCCAAGAGCGAUGUGUUGCUGGAUGACUGCAGUGAUGAACUUCAGAAAAAGGGAACAUCUUCUGUGGAGAUAUAUAAGGCCGCAAAGGAUGCACUUCAAAAGGCUUUUGCUGAGAUUGCUAUUGUUGAAAAAAGUGCCGGUAAAGGGGAACAACGCGAUGCAAUCAACAUCAAUGAAGAUAUUACUGUAGAUGAAGCUAUGACAAACCAAUCCUUACAAGAUCCCGAAAGAAAGGUCACUAAUUUACUGGGGCAUUUGCUUGGCUCUACUUGGUCACCAAUGUGAUUUGUAAAGCAGUUAAAGACGCUCGUAUGCAAUUUCAGAAUUUCAAUUCUGGUUUUGACAACAUGGUAAGGUCAAAGUCCAGAGUGUUAUGAGGUUGGAAGAUAACCGGAGAAUCAAAAACUGAUGGCUAUUUGAGAAGUGGCUCUAGUUCCCCCUAACACAAAGAAGCUAAAUAAUUUGUUUAGCAAAAACAUUUAAUUUUGGUGGAACAUUAGCAGAAUUGAUGCAUUGAUUCAGUGAAUGACGAAUCAAGCAGAGCAUUUGAAGGUGCUUUUCUGAUCAGCUAAAAACCGAUAUCUUAUCGAAAUUGCGUGACACCGAGUAAUUAUGCACACUUGUAGAUCAUUUGAUCAGUGGCAAUCAAUCCCCCUGAAGGGAAUCUCUUGGUAGCAGAACCAUAGAAGUGAUCCCUAUUCAAUGAUGCUUCAAUUUUCAGAAAUCAUUUUGUAAGUCUUGUAGUAUAUAGCCUUAUGAGGAAAGUAGGAAAUCUUGAUAGCUGCUGAGUUUUUUUCUCAGAAUGAAUGUGAAUUCAUAUUCUCAA